UUAUUUACAAUGUCUACUCGUUCACUUGAGAAAGCACUCCCGGUGGAGUGUAUUCACGAAAUAAUUUCACACCUGACGCAUGACUCUAAGGCUCUUAAUAGCUGCAUGCUUGAAGAAGAGGAAGAACUUUACAAGAGAGAACUAAAUCCGAAAGGAGCUUUACUGCUCAGGACUUAUAUAAGCUGUAUUAAUGAACAGCCAACAGAAUCUACUGAGGAAGGCACCUCUUCCUCUAUUAGGAUAGCAGCUACUGCUUCAUGCGGUGAUAGACCUAGGAAAACUCAAGAAACCUUUUUUGCUUUAUCAAAGGCUUUUGGCAAUCGCUGUUCUAUUGUGGAAUCAUUAGUUACAUGUUGGCAUUCUGCCGUUGAUAUUUUUACUUCAAUGGUUCAAAAAUUUCCUAACAUUGCGCAUCUCGAUCUUUUACAAUACGAAAACACGGAUGAAACCUUAAAAUUUAUCACUAGUAAUUGUAAACGGCUCCGCGUAUUCAAGUUUACUGUGCGUGGUUGUUCUGCUGCACUUUUAAAUAGUUUCUUGGACUCGCAGGAAGAUGGUUACCUUGAAGAACUUUGUAUCAAGAUUACCAUGGCUCCUAGGUUAUUGUUGGCUGGCUUGAAACCGUCUGUUGUUGCCAAGAUUACUGAUUUACGUAUAAAUGGACUUCAUAUUGAUCAUGCGAUGGAUAAUUUAAGAUUUCGAAAACUUCAAUCUUUGGAUUUGAGUGAUUGUCAUAGUGUUGACGAAAAAACAUUCAAUGCGUUGGAGUUUGGUCAGAUGAUAACUGAAAUCAACCUUUCGGAGACAAAAGUAUCAGAAGAAGCCAUAGUAGCACUUGCAACUCACUGUAAACAUAAUCUCAGGAAAUUGAUUAUGUUGCCAUGCGGUGCUGCCGAUUCUGUUGAACAGGGUAUUAAGGCACUCGCGACUCACUGCCCUAAUCUCAUAGAAUUCAGAUUGGAUGUAAUUCGUGUUGAGAUAAGAGCUAUAAUGGAAUUAGUUGAGUCAUGUAAAAAAUUGCAAAUUUUGGUUCUUGGUGGAGUUGAUGUAAACAAUGAAGAUUCCUUACUCGAUGAACUUAUGCACACCAUUCGUGUUAAUAUUGGAGAAUCCAUAUGUGCUCUUGAUGUGAGAGAAUGGACCAUAAGUGAACAAGCAGUGAUUGAUUUAGUCAGUGCCUGCCGUAAUUUGAACAAACUGGUUUUAAGAUAUUGUCGUAAUGUUAAUGAUGAUUGCAUAACGAAAAUCUGUCAAAAUCUUGCUGGAACACUUAGACAUCUUGAUGUGGCUAAUUGUCCUCUAGUGACGCCAAAUGGAAUUGUAACCGCUGAAGAAGAAUUA
Molecule: messenger RNA, 1341 nt
Organism: Racocetra persica
Lineage: Eukaryota; Fungi; Glomeromycota; Glomeromycetes; Diversisporales; Gigasporaceae
Source: the annotation of a GenBank genome assembly